UUGGCAGAUAUCAGCUUUUGCUCCAAUACGUCUAAACAGUCAGAAGAAUACAUUGAAAAAUGCAGUACUGGAAUGUAUUGGGAAACUACAACAGGAUCUUUCUAUAACUCAUACUUUUAAUCAUCCACCAUCUGUAACAGAACGCACUAAGCCACCCUUAUGAUGGAUUCCCAACAACUCUCCCUGCUGUCCUCCUUGAAGGAAGAGUUGAAGCCUGAAGAUUACAUUCAGCCCCACUAUAAGGAGGCCUAUCGCCUUGCCAUUGAUUCCCUGGUGAAUGACGGCAGAGAGAGCUACCAGGAGUUCCUCAAGUCCGAGCGGAUAGGGAGCUUCCUCUCAGAAGAUGAAAUCCACUUCAUAACUACAAACGCCUCACAGCCAUUGCCUAGCAACCACACAGAAGAAAUUGAUGGCCCAGGUCCGGACGCUGCGACCAGCAAGUCUUCAACUGGAACGUACUGGCCUGUGGACUCCGACAUAGCAACACCUGACUUGGAGUUAGGGUGGCCGGAGGUCAUGCCUGAUAGACUGCAAACCAAUAUACAUCUGUUCUUCCAUCCACCCAGACUAAACAGACCCACCAUCAAAGAGGUGAUCCGGAAACACAUUCAGGAUGCCAGACAGGUUAUUGCAAUUGUAAUGGACAUUUUUACAGAUGUGGAUAUAUUCAAAGAGGUGGUUGAUGCCUCCACCAGAGGAAUUCCAGUUUAUGUGCUUCUGGAUGAAUUUCAUCUGCAAAGCUUUCUCUUAAUGGUUGAGAAUCAAGACAUCCAAAUCCCAAAACUUAGGAACAUGAGAGUACGCAUAGUGAAGGGUCAGGAUUACCUCUGUCGUUCAGGAUCUACAUUUCAUGGAGCAAUGGAGCAGAGGUUUCUGUUGGUGGACUGCCAAACAGUGGUGUACGGAUCAUACAGCUUCAUGUGGUCCUAUGAGAAAAUCAACCUGAGUAUGGUGCAGGUCAUAACAGGCCAGCUGGUGGAGUCCUAUGACGAGGAGUUUAGAACGCUCUUCGCCCGUUCUUUCGUGCCAGCAGUUCUCACCCCUCCCGAGACUGUGCUACUAGAACGGAAUGGAAGACAUGCUCGGGCAAAGUAUGCUUCUGAAUCCAGACAAGCCUUUGAGAGGAAGGACCAGUUGAGACAUACCCUGGACACAGUGUACAGGAAAGCCUGUGAGAGACAGACGGGCAUGACGAGCCAUAUGGGAGAGAUGGAGGAGAGACUUUAUGACAAGGAGCCAUUUGAACACAGACCCAUGAUCAACCACGGCGAGAGUGUUCAAAACCGCAUCCAUCAGUUCCAGUCUGCAGAGACUGUGAACUUCCUGAAAAGGCACAGUUAUGCUGGGGAGAGACAAGAAGUCCCAUAUGUUCCACACAACACAAGGUAUGGGGCAAGCAACUGGAACGUGGCUGGAGAUGGAGGUAAUCACUGCGCUCCUGGAAGAAGCCACUUUUCCAAUGCUUUGGAAGACCAUUCUCAGGGGGCACAGAUAAUCAGAGGUCGCAAUUUUCGCCAGUCCUACCACGGGAAUGACAAACAAGUCCGCUCUAUGCAGCGGAACAUGCCAACUUUGAAGAACACGGCUAAGUCCUUCUUGCGCACAUAUAGGAUAGAGUCUUACCUCAAUAACACUGAUGAUCCUAUUGGGGAAUCCUGUGACUAUCUGGACCAGUAUGAAGCACAGGAAAACAAAACUAGCUCAUUGAUUCCUUCCAGACUUAGGUCAUCCCUUGUUUUCAAGUCCACUAUUCCAGAGAAACCGGAGACAAACAGUCACUCAAACAACUCUUCCUCUUCCAUGCGUCAGGUUGACCCCUCUGCAAAGCCAAACAAUGCACCGUAUUACUCUUCAAUGCAAUUGCAAUGGAAUCCAGCGACAUCGAAGGAAAACAGAAUGAGACAAGAUGAAUACAUUAUGAAAAGGCGGAGUCUGCAGAUUUUGGAUGAUCCUCGGAAUAACAUUGGCUAUGGCCCAGGAAGAGACCCAUAUCAGUCGGUCUAUGCCUGCCUGGGAAGAGCCAAAGAGGGACUGGUAAUGAAAGCCCCCGAGCUCCUUCAAGACAACUGGCACAAAAGACACAGUGUGGCAGACUCAAAGACCAACAGUGACUACAGAGUCAAUAAAGAGUCCUCCAGUCACAUGUAUGGUAGGGCCUUUGGGAGGAGUCAGCCAGAUGGUGGUGGAAUAACAUUGGGUGCACAGAAUGGAGGAUAUUCUUCAAAUUUGAACAAGGAUCAGAGAUCUGUCUCUCAUUAUGACGUCAAAAACGUUGUGGACACAAAGAGCCUCCCUGUUUCUAAUUGGCAAGAGCCUCCCUACAGAACUGUGUCUGCAGCAGCCCUUGAUAUGAACAGCAAAGAGCCCACUUACAAGUCCACCAGCACAGCAUUGGGUUCACCACAUUUCCUUAAGAAGAGCACCAAGCAAAUCAGAUCAUUGCUCAAAAUACCGGAGAAAAAAGAGGGUUCCCCUAAAGGGGGUUCCCCUAAAAGGGAUGGUAGCUCUGACACCAUAGUCACAGACGAAGAGGGACAAAUACCAGAGAGAGAGAGGAAGGUUGCAUCACAGAGUAGCAUGCUUCAGAUGGACAAGAACCACUGUGCAGAUGAUAUAGGGUUAUCCUCAACCCCUCGUUUUAGCACAGAAGAGCUGCACCAAAAUCUUCCUGACAGAACUACAUCCAUGGGGACACAGGGGCAGCAUACGUCCAUUGAUAAAACGCAUGAAAGGGCAAGGCUUGCGUCAGGAAAUUGGCGUAGCGAUCGGGGUGGCGAUAGUCGUUUGUAUAGCAGAUUUGAGCCUUUCUGUUCAUUGGAGAAGGAGCGACCCCAUUCCUCACAAUCUGCAACAGGCCCUGCCCCCAUACCCUCCCCAGAGAGGACCAAGAGCAUGUACUCUGCUAAAAGUAGCCCCACCAAUGAACAACACAACCACACUGGCCAGCAGACACAUAGCCACCAUGAAAACAAACUGGGCAAAUUCAUACAAAGAGUGGGGCAUUUCAUUCACAAAAAUAAGUAGUAGAAAAGAAAGUUAGCAUAAUACAACAUGGAUUACUGGUCAAAUUUACAAAAGCGUUCAAGGGCCCAAUUAAAUGGUAGGCAGAGUGGAAACAGUGUACUGCACUAUUUAACUUGAAAACUGGUUACAUGAAGAUAUUACAUCCUUUUAGGACUCUUUAAGGCAAUGGCAAACCAAUUUUUACUUGAAUUAAA
Molecule: messenger RNA, 3218 nt
Organism: Oncorhynchus nerka (sockeye salmon)
Lineage: Eukaryota; Metazoa; Chordata; Actinopteri; Salmoniformes; Salmonidae
Gene: sack1b
Product: family with sequence similarity 83 member B
Exons: 5
Coding region: 160-3024 (954 amino acids)
Biological process (GO): signal transduction
Cellular component (GO): cytoplasm; membrane
Molecular function (GO): protein kinase binding
Source: RefSeq, a predicted model, not a curated record